Messenger RNA from Aspergillus ibericus CBS 121593, 1672 nucleotides. Its product is annotated as 2-methylcitrate dehydratase. Bases 99 to 1574 code for a protein of 491 amino acids. Gene Ontology annotation, molecular function: 2-methylcitrate dehydratase activity; 2 iron, 2 sulfur cluster binding. Lineage: Eukaryota; Fungi; Ascomycota; Eurotiomycetes; Eurotiales; Aspergillaceae. The transcript has a single exon. The record is from RefSeq and is a predicted model, not a curated record.
AAGGACGACAGACAUACCUGCCCGCCACCCACUAAACCGGGAAAAACAAAAAAAUAGAUGAUAAUCCUCCCCCGGUGCGUCGUUAUCUGCCAAUCAUCAUGACCCUCAUCCCUGCCGCCGACGACAACUCCAGUAAACCCUACGAUGCCGUCAUCCAGGCCAUCGUCGACUACGUCUACGACUACGAAAUCACCACCGAGAAUGCCUGGGCUCGCGCCAAGGUCGCCCUGAUGGAUGCUCUGGGCGCCGCCCUCGAGAGCAUCCACACCAGUCCGCAAUGCGCCCAACUCGUCGGGCCCGCCUUCCCCCUGGCCCCGGGCACCUCAGGGCUCUUCCGACUCCCCGGAACAUCCUACCAACUCGACAUCCUGAAAGGUGCCUUUGACCUGGGCGCCAUGAUCCGCUACCUCGAUCACAACGAUGCCUUUCCCGGCGCGGAAUGGGGUCAUCCCUCGGACAAUCUGGGUGCCAUUCUCGCCGUCGCCGACGUGCGCAGUCGCGUGGCCCUGGCCGAAGGCGACCCCAGCAGCGUGGUGACCAUGAAACAAGUGCUUGAGGCACUGAUCAAGGCGUACGAGAUCCAGGGGUGUUUCCAGAUCAAGAACGCCUUCAACAAGGUCGGUCUGGACCACACCAUCCUGGUCAAAAUCGGCGCGACCGCCGUGUCGUCCAAGCUACUAGCCCUCACUCGCGCGCAGGCCCUCAGCGCGGUCUCCCACGCGUGGAUGGAUGGUCACCCGCUCCGGGUGUAUCGCCAGGCACCGAACACUGGUCCACGCAAGGGCUGGGCGGCAGGUGAUGCCUGUAUGCGCGCGGUGCAUCUGGCCCUGCUGGCCAAGGCGGGACAGCCGGGUGCGAGCACCGUGCUGACCACCCCGCGGUGGGGAUUCUACGACGUCCUCUUCCAGGGCAAGGAGUUCGACCUCCCCCAGCCGUUCGGCACGUGGGUGAUCGAGACGGUGUUGUUCAAGGUGAACACGGCCGAAGGACACGGGAUGACGGCCGUCGAGGCGGCGCUGGAGAUCGCCGACACGCUGCGGGCGAAGGGCCUUGACCCGGUGAAAGACAUCCAGUCGAUUCACGCGAAGACCCAAGCCGCGGGCAUGACGAUCAUCAACAAAGCCGGGGCGCUACACAACGCCGCCGACCGGGACCACUGUCUCCGGUACAUGGUGGCAGUGGUGCUCCUCAAGGGCGCGCAAGUCGAGACAGCCGAUUAUCAAGACGAUAGUCCCUGGGCGACCGACCCGCGCGUGGAUGCCCUCCGCCAGAAGAUCACCAUGGCGGAGGAUGCCCAGUACACGGCGGAUUACCACGACAUGGCGGUGCGCAGCGUGGCCAAUUCGUUGACGGUGACCCUGGCAGACGGCACGGUGUUGCCCGAGGUGCUGGUCGAGUAUCCCCUGGGGCAUGUCCGACGCCAGGAGACGCCGAAGGAGGUGUAUGCCAAGGCGGAGCGGAAUCUGGGCCUGCGGUUGUCGGAGGACCGCGUGCAGGAGAUCCUGGCGACGGUGGCAUCGGAGGAGUUUUGGACGCUGCCGGCGUGUCAUUUUGUCAAUAAAUUUAGUUUGUAGUGGCCUUGCCAGGAUCAUCGGGGGAAGCUGGGAAAGGAUGGGGGUCAAGAUUUUGAUGAGUCAUAGGUUUAUUGCGUUCGGUCUAUCAUAGCUAUCUA